Molecule: messenger RNA, 7514 nt
Organism: Hippoglossus stenolepis (Pacific halibut)
Lineage: Eukaryota; Metazoa; Chordata; Actinopteri; Pleuronectiformes; Pleuronectidae
Product: protein ELFN1
Exons: 7
Coding region: 798-3500 (900 amino acids)
Cellular component (GO): plasma membrane
Molecular function (GO): protein binding
Source: RefSeq, a predicted model, not a curated record
CGCAGUGUGAGAGGCAGAAACUGAGAGGAGAGAGACAGAGGCGAGGAGGCAGCGCAUCACAUCAGGCGCCGCUUUGCAUCUCAAAAUCUUUGAGUCCUCCUGCUGCACAGCGGACACCAGCCAGUCACUGCGCGGCCACUGCUCCACACAGACACCGCAGAGGAGGCGGAGGAGGAGGAGGAGACAGACUAACAAGAAAACACACACCCUCAACACAACCACAACCACACGCACACGCACCUCCAGAGGCACCGAGCGGAGCGUGCUGCUGAGGAGACCGACCGGAGGAGCGAGGCGCAGGGGGAGCGGAGCUGCAUCUUCCUGCACGUUGGCACCAGGAGCAGUGAUGUGCAAAGCGUGCGGAGACUGAAGGCUCAUCGGAUUCUGAGAGGUCCUCCAUCCGCAGAGGGACGAGUUCUCACACCGACCAGUGAGCAAUGAGGAAGAAAGAGAAGAGGGGCCCGUCCAAUCAGAGAUGCAGAUGGCCACAGGCGACAUGAGCACCACCCAGUCUGGCACCAGGACGUCGUCCACUUGCCAGUUUAUACCUAACAAAUCAGAUGUGACCCCGUACUUAAAGAAUUGAUAGAGUUUACCCAGGAGCAGAUACUGCCAAUGAAGUGAAACAUCCCAUUCCUGUAUUUCAUCCUAUGUAAACCCUCAGCGUCUGUCAGAACAUUGGAGAAUUCAGGAGAACAUUUACGAUGCUGUGACCGGGCAAAAAAAGAAAAUCAACAUUCACUGAGAUAUUCCUCGUUCCCUUUUAAAUGGCGGCCGCCCGCAUGGAUAAAUGUUAGAUGGCGAGCAGCUCCUCACGGAUUUCUCCAAUGGAUAUAGCGACGAAAUCCCAAAUGGCGCAGAGGAUAGGACGGCAGAGGCAUCACGUGACUGGAGGUUCGUCGUCGGUGGUCCUGUCCAGGGCCAGCUCCUUCCUCUGUUGGCUCACCCUGCUGUCAAUAAUGCGGUUGCCGAUGGUUACAGCCGACUGUUGGCUCAUCGAGGGGGAGAAGGGCUUCGUGUGGCUGGCGAUCUGCAGCAUGAACCAGCCGCCCUACGAGGCCAUCCCCUCCCACAUUAACAGCACCAUCGUGGAUCUGAGGCUGAACGAGAACAAGAUACGGUCGGUCCACUACUCUUCGCUCAGUCGCUUCGGCAACCUCACCUACCUGAACCUCACCAAGAACGACAUCAGCUACGUGGAGGACGGAGCGUUCUCAGCACAAUUCAACCUGCAGGUUCUCCAGAUGGGCUUUAACAAGCUGAGGAACUUGACAGAGGGGAUGCUCCGAGGCCUCGGCAAGCUGCAGUAUCUCUACCUGCAAGCCAACCUCAUCGAGGCUGUUACACCCAACACCUUCUGGGAGUGUCCCAACAUAGAGAACAUAGAUCUCUCCAUGAACAGGAUUCAGGUGUUGGACAGCAGCUUGUUCUCUGGACUCUCGAAGCUGACGACCUGCGAACUCUACACCAACCCCUUCAACUGCUCCUGUGAGCUGCUGGGAUUCCUGCACUGGCUCUCCGCCUUCCCCAACCGGACCAGUGAGCGGAUGGUGUGCGACUCCCCCGUGGGCAUCUCCGGCUUCACCCUCCUGAGUCAGAACCCCCGCAUGCCCACCCAGCGCACCGCUCUGCACGUGCUCAGCACUGUGUGCACGGACGACGGAAGUAGCGUGACACCUUUCUAUCCCAACAGCGCGUUCGAUUCCACGACCCCGUCCCCGGAUCCGAACUCUCCCUGCGGUUUGGACGAUUGCGCUUCCGGGACGCCCCCUGACGAGGUCAUCAGCUUGACGUACCCCAUCUUUUCUGACACCAGUCCGCUCAUGGUGCUGAAGCAGGUGCUGCAUUCAAGUGCUGUGAUCACGGUUCAGAUCCCCCAACCGUACAGGAAAAUGUACAUCCUGGUGCUCUACAACAACAGCUUCUUCACGAAUAUCCAGAACCUGAAAAAUCAAAGAGAAGAUAUCGAGCUCAAGAACUUAAAACCUAACACCGACUACACAUACUGUGUGGCCUCCAUACGGAACUCUCUGCGCUUCAACCACACCUGUCUCACCAUCUCUAUGGGCCGCCGGGCGGGGGCUGAGAGGAUAGCCAAUGAGUCGUCAGCCACUCACUACAUUAUGACUAUUUUGGGCUGCUUGUUUGGGAUGCUGCUCUUUCUCGGCGUCCUUGUCCACUGCCUGAGGAAGAGGAGAAUCAAUGAGGCGAAGGAGCGAAAGAUGAGCAGGAUCCAGAGGACGCUGAUAGAGCUCAAGUACGGAGGAGAAGGGGAUAUAGAGGGAGGGAACGGAGGAUCUGUUUCCCAGAAGAUCGCUGCCGGGGACAGCCUGUCCAGAAUGCCCUACCUGCCUCAGGGUGGGGAGAUCGAUCCCUACAAGCUGCAGGAGGUGAUAGAAACACCAGCGCACAAGCCUGCAAAACUCAACUACAUGGAGGUCAGAGGAUCCGGCAUCGAGAGGGAGCGAGAACGAGAGAGAGAGAGGGAGAUGUCGCCGCAAGCAAAUCCCCAGGGCUCGGUCGCAGAGAUCUCCACCAUCGCUAAAGAAGUUGAUAAAGUUAACCAGAUCAUCAACAACUGUAUAGAUGCUCUCAAAUCGGAGUCGACCUCCUUUCAGCAGGGGAUGAAAUCCCCCUCUUCUGCAGGUGGAGGAGCUGUUUCAACCGCAGAGCCGCAGCUGGUGCUUCUCUCUGAGCAAGGAGAGAGAGGAGAAAGAGGCGGUGAGUUCCUCUCCCCCGUGUAUAAAGGUGGGAGAGGAGGAAGAGAAGAUAGGGGGAGAAGCUACCAUCAUUCUUUGCAGCGACACCACAGCAUGGAGGGUCCUCCGACCUCCAAGAGACCCAGCACCUCCUCGUCCCCUGGCUCCGCCCGCAGCCCUCGCUCCUACCGCUCAGAGGGAGGUUACCACUCAUCAGAGACCCGCUACAUCGAGAGGACCUCACCGGGAGAGAGAGGAGAAAGGGGAGGCGGGGGAGGAGAAGCCAUCCGCACAGUCAACCCGGCAGCAGCUAUCCUUCGAGCAGAAGCCCAGAGAAUCCGCCAGUACAAUGAACACCGCCACUCCUACCCCGGCUCCCAGCAGCACCUGCAGGAGCUGCAGCACCACCCUCAGAUUAUGCAGGAGCUCCACCAUCACCCCGGGGGCCGUAAGCCCUCCGUGUUAGACCCCCUCACCCUCAGCAGGCAGGCCAAGCAGCGCGAGCUUGUCUACUCCCAGCUCUCGCCUCACUACCCGCUCUCACCCCAGUACCACAACCUCAGCUACUGCUCCAGCCCCGAGGAAGAUGAGGAGGAGGAAGGGCUCCUGUGCACCCCGACCCUGGGCUUGUGGGAGAGGUUCAAACUGCACCGUAAGAGGCACCGGCAGGCGUCCAUGGAGGACGAGGGAUACGUGGCAGCGGGACAUGCGCUGAGGCGGAAGGUUCAGUUUGCCAAGGAUGAGGAUCUUCAUGACAUACUGGACUACUGGAAGGGCGUGUCCGCCCAGCAGAAGGCCUGAUCCCCCCCCCCCCUGGAGACCCCAAACACUUGGAAGAUGGAGACAUAACACUGCACCCAUAACAUGAUGAUGCAGAAACACAGACUGAUACAACAAAGACCUGUAAAUACACACAAACACAACUUACAGGACCUACAGAAUCAAACUGCACACACACACAACACUGGCUCACACUUUACACAAACUAAGCCUUUUCGUCUGAGAACAUGAAGGACCAAACUAAAAAUAUUAUAUUGAACAAGAAAAAUCAUAACUUAUGAGAGAGACUGAGUUACUUUUUGUAAUGUAAUGAAAAUUAUAGCUCAGACCGAUGUAGCUAAUUUCUACUAAGUUUUGAUCGAAGAAAAAAUUUAAAAAAAGAAUCAAUUAAGAACAGAAAGCUUAAAUGUUGCCGGGCAACCCGUCCCGAACAGCUACGCUUUCGAUCCGCCUUGAAAGCGACGUCCAUCAAUCCUGACCGCGGCAGAUCGACCUCAACAAUCCUCACGACGUCCGCUUGUCGCUCACCGCUUUGCGUUGCCAGGGAGCUUGUUUUUGUGUCGCGUCCUGCGAUACGACGGCGGAAGCAGACGUUUUUGAAAGGUUUUGCCCGUGAUUUGCGAUAUUUUGAACAUUAAAAAUAAGAAAUGCUGGAUGGGUCGCCGGGCAACAGAAACACUCAACUGUGCUGAGAACGAGUAGGUAGCUCUCACCAGGGAGUGAGUAUAAUGUGCCAAAUCAACCAAGGGGAGAGUCGAGCCCUACUGUGUACCAACGUCUCCUCACCCCUGUUUUUAUAGAGUGAAUUUAAAAAACCUAGAACGAUAUGUUGUUAUUACUAUUAAUUAUUCUUAUUAUCAUUACUGGUCUUAUUAUUAUUCCUAUGAUCCUCGUCAUUAAUAUUCUCUUGUUUGAAUAUGGCAUGGCUCCGUCAUGUGACUGUGUUUUGACUGUUCGGGACGUUCUCAGCUGAGAAGUGCGCAGCAACAGAGACAGAGUUUGACGGACGAGACCCUUUUCUUCUUUUCUUACCAAGAGGAAUGUGCUCGCCGCCGAGCCAACAACAAAGCAGUCUUUUCUCUUGGCGAACCCCCAACGACACCUGCUCCUCAUCCUCCUAAAGAGGGAACGCUGUACAGAUGAGAGAGAGAAGUUCUAUAUUUGCAACAGAGGUGACUGUUUUGUUUGUACAACGUGGUUUUGAAAUCUUUCAGACUUUUCAGGAAACCAGAAUCUCAAGUUAGUCACCUACCUGCUCACUUACAACGGUACGUUUUUGAUUUUGAAAAAAUCGAACUACAAAUUCUAAUCUCUAAAUGAAUGUCUUCAAUUCCCGCCGGGGAAACAUAUCUGCACUGUUCAAAAUCAAAAAACGACUCUUAGGAAAAAGACCUAAAACUCUCAGCUUCAUUCCCGAUACACUGUAGCUCCACUGUGUUGUAUCAACGAUUCGUUUCUUUCUUUCUCUCCCAGGUCUUUUUUGCUUUUUGUUUGCUGGAUUCCUCAGGAUCCACUGUGGUGCCAACGUGAUAACUCACAAAGUAGUAUUUGAAAAUUAUUUCAAAUACUACUAAUCUACACACCUCUUCUCCUUCACAUCGAUACACACGAGUUUUGCCAAACAGAACGAGAAUUUGCACAAAAACGAUCCAUUGGCUCCAUCGGUUCACCGCUUCCCUUCUCUCCUCCAAUCAUUUCUAAGACCAAAGUACUGUGGUAGUAAAUUGACCCUCGUAGCCCCGGACCCGGCCCCAGCUGUUUAUCAACCGUCACCCAUACAGAUGCUACUUCAGCACAUGUAUACACAAACAUCCAAGUGUACUCGCGCGCACACACACAACCACACACACAGAUGAAUGUAUUCUCUGAGAAAUUAAUACUGUUCAGCAGCUGGUUUUUUCCUGUUCCUGAUAUAUGGGCUGUAUUCAAAGUGUCUUCAUCUGUCUGGCAGAAAAAAAACCUUCAUCAGAUGGCCACUUGUGUUUCAGAGCCGGGGAUGAAUACGGAAUAUUUGGAUUUCCUCGCACCGGUUCGUGUCACCAAUUGAACCAAAUGUUGAAGCCCUAAAAAAAAAAAAUUGCCACUGCAUUCAGUUACUGAAGCGAUAGAAAAACGGGGGGUUCUGCCUUAUCAAAGGUUUUCAGCUGAUAGAAGAAAUGUGAUAGUGAUGUGAUUAGUAUCGCCAGUGUGGUGAAAAAAAAGAGACUAUACAUGUAUAUCUGCAAUAUCUGCAGGAUCUAAAACACUGGAGGCUGGAAAUGUGACAGCAAAAAUACUGUUUAUACUUUACAGAACUGUGCUACGACGACUUAUCUACGAAGACCAUAAAGACGAGGGAUGGAGUCAAGAACAUUUCAAUUCAGCUGAUUUUUGAAUUUUUCACGAGCUUUGCGGUGUUACAAGCGCUCGACGGACUGAACUGCAACCCCCCGCUUCCUGAAUUGAAACCGAAUUGACUCCAGCCCUGAAACGACACGGACAGCUACACACACACACACAAUAGACACAACCGAGCUGGCAAACAACUGACAAGUUUAUUGGUGAAUGGAAACACUGUAUAAAAUAAUUUUUUUUCUCUCUGCUAUAACGAGUCGAGAAUGCUCAAGUUAUUUAGCCCCGGUUAAAGCCAUGAUCGUGGGCGGGUGAAAUCACCACAGCUGUUCGCGGCUCUGCAAAAAGCACAUUUGGUUGUGUGGCCAGAUCAUAUUUUCUCCUCCUUCUCACAGCAGCAGCUACGACGUGGUUCCUCUGCUUCUGCAGCGAAGCCCCUCAGAUCCUGAAGGACGCUCCUGAGCUGUGGUUGUUUUCACGUCACACCUCCCAGAUUGUGGCUUUAACCCAAACAACAGCCUUAAAAACGUUUUCGAUUUUCUUUGAAUAUUUUUAACUUUAGCAUUGCUUUGAAAAUCGAAAAAAUCGUUUCUUAACUUAUACUUUCCUGACUGCAAUUUUGUAAUUGCUUGAUUCUUAAGCCUCACUUGAGCAUUCUUUGAGUAACAGUAAUAUCAAUGUAGCGAUGUAUUAAACUGUUUUUUGUUUGUUUUCCCCCCCUCUGUUCUGUUUAUGAACAAUAAUGGCCUGAAUUUAUCACGUGUCAGAGAGUAGCAGAGCUCGUCCAGGAUCCGGCGACAACGAGGCCGGCGGUCGAGGCGCUCGCUCGACCGUGACCCCGGACCAGCGCCGCUGCUCUCUGAAGCGUGAUGAGGAGAAACUGUGUUUUUGAAACAACAAUGCCUAGAAAGUGGAAAUAAAUAGAGGUCCUUCUGACAACAGACAGACAAUGGAGCAUGCUGCAAGGAAAUCCUUGAUGGGAGUUUGUGUAAUAUUCUUCUGGUGAAUGACUCAGGAGUGAGCGAGCAAGAGGGGGGAGGGAGUGAGAGAGAGAACGCUCUGCCAUAGGAUCUCUCAGAGGCUUUUUCUUUAUUUUCCUGUCAAAAAAUUUAAAUGAGCACAAUAAAAUAGCCUUUCUUUCACCGGCUCCUUUCCUGGAGAGAUCACAGACGCUUCAAACACACUCAGGACUUUCAUUCCACUUCUCCACGAUGGCUGAUUGCUCGAGUAAGUCAUGGAUGUGUGGUGGGAACUGCUCUCAAAGAUGGCACCCUGAUGAAAGAUGCUCGCCUGGCGCGUGAGACAAAAUGUUUUCUAGCUUCCGGGUUUUUCGGCACCGCUGCACAUCAGCAGCGUUACAUUGGGAUGAUGUCACCGAAGUAAAACUCCCAUUUCCAGGCUUUACAAAAGUUUCAAAAAAUAUGAACCCUCCAUGGUUUGACACUUCAUAAUAGAAGGAGUUAAAGAAUGAUGUAGGUGACACAAAUGUAAGCAGCUCUCGUAAUACAACCCAUGGAAUAUAUGUUAUUUUAUCCGAAUCAGAAAACAAACAUUCUUACUUCCAGUGGUCCGUCUUUGAGGGUGUUUCCACCUCUGUGCUUUUUCAUCUGGUUGAAUCAACUCUGGUUUGUUUCCCCUUUGAUGCGAUUUGUUAAGGCGGCUGUGGACCGUAGACUGUAAAUAAAGACGGACCAUGUGUCUCCA